Molecule: messenger RNA, 357 nt
Organism: Guillardia theta CCMP2712
Lineage: Eukaryota; Cryptophyceae; Pyrenomonadales; Geminigeraceae
Exons: 5
Source: RefSeq, a predicted model, not a curated record
CCCCCGCAGGAAGUGAUCGUGCGAGGUUGUCGCCAUGUCGUCUCCUACAUGCAGAGACUUCACGAGCACAAAGAUGUUCAGAGCCGAACGAAGCUCGAGGAGGAGGAGGAGGAGGAGGAGGAGGAGGAGGAGGGAGGAGAGGAUACGGGAGGAAUUCAGGAGCUCAAGGUUGACGUGGAGGGGGAGAAAUUUCUACCAGCAGGGAGUGUGCAGGCUCCUAUGAACCCGGUGUUGUACUUGAAUCAAAAGGCGGACCUGAUGCAAGUUUACUCCGAUGGAGAUAGAAUCUUGUGCGAUAUUCGGAUCCUUGACAGCGGGAAAGUCAUAACAGGGAUUCCCGAUCAUAUGAUCAAAUGA